This is a messenger RNA of Chiroxiphia lanceolata (lance-tailed manakin), 2444 nucleotides long. Its product is annotated as PDZ domain-containing protein 11. Gene Ontology annotation, molecular function: protein binding. Gene Ontology annotation, biological process: protein localization to basolateral plasma membrane; maintenance of epithelial cell apical/basal polarity; neurotransmitter secretion. Gene Ontology annotation, cellular component: synapse; cell-cell junction; basolateral plasma membrane. The coding region runs from base 36 to 458 and encodes 140 amino acids. NCBI's taxonomy places the organism in Eukaryota, Metazoa, Chordata, Aves, Passeriformes, Pipridae. The transcript has 6 exons. The record is from RefSeq and is a predicted model, not a curated record.
UGGGCGCGCGGUGCGCGCCGCCCGAGCCGGCGGCCAUGGAGCCCCGCGCUCCCUACGACGACUUCCCGGUGGUUUUCCUGCCGCCCUACGAGAGCCCGCCCGCCUGGGUCCCGCCGCACGAGCGGGUGUUUCACCCCGACUACAACAACGAGCUCACGCGGUUCCUGCCCCGCACCAUCGCCCUGCAGAAGCCGCCCGGGGCGCAGUUGGGCUUCAACAUCCGGGGAGGAAAAGCCUCCCAGCUGGGGAUCUUCAUCUCCAAGGUGAUCCCCGACUCGGACGCGCACAGGGCGGGGCUGCAGGAGGGGGACCAGGUGCUGUCUGUGAACGACGUGGAUUUCCAGGACAUCGAGCACAGCAAGGCCGUGGAGAUCCUGAAGACGGCCCGGGAGAUCACGAUGCGCGUGCGCUACUUCCCCUACAAUUACCAGCGGCAGAAGGAACGGACUGUUCACUAACGGGGAGCUCUGCUGGGGCUCCUCCUGCACAACCCUCUCCUGCUCUCCCACCUCCCGAGAUGGCCCAGCACGCUCAGCUCCCACUGGAGGCACAGCUGUGCCCUGCCUGGAGAGAUGCCCAGAGUCUCACCCAGCUGGAGGCUGGAGGGGAUUGAGCCUGUGCUCCUGAGUGGGGCUGGAACAGCUGCUGGCAACUGGGGACGAGGGAGCUGCUCCAGCACCUUCCCUGCUCCUGUUUCAGCAGGACUUGAGUGAGUGCUGUGCUGGCUCUGGAUCCCUUGGUCCUGGAAGCUUUGUUGGGAUGGAAAAGCACGAGGGGCUGAGGCUCCUGAGCAAAGCAGGGGCCUUGUCCUCCAAGAAAUCCCCCUGUUCCCUUCUCUCAUGCCGUGGAAUUCUUUCCUUCUCCUCUGUGCCACCUCUGCUCUUCUCUGCUGGGUUUGCUGGGGGAUCCAGGAGUAAAACCCACCAAAACCAGCCCAGCUCUGGCUGCACUGGGCUCUUUGUGCCUCUGUGCUGGGAAUGACCGUGGGAUACAGGGCUGGGGUGUUUGGAAACCUCCACUGCGUUGUUUGGUUCCUGUGGGAAGAAAGGGACAAUGGGAAUGACACUCAGGGACACCAAGACAUGGAUGUCAAACAGGGGAAAAGAGUGAUCCUCAGAGGAUUCCUUGGCAUUCCUAAAGGGGCUGUAAUUGGAGAUAAAAACCAGAUCAAAAAACACCUGCCAUAGAUCACACGAGGGGUGUCCACAAGACACAAGGGCCAGGUUACAAACACACUCCACUUUAUUUCCACAUUCCCACCCCCCUGGCCAGAGCAUUCCCACCCCGUGUGAGUCCCGGGAAGGGCCCCGUUCCCAUCACAAGGUGUCAUAGUCAUCCUCGUCCUCGUGCUUCCUCUUGAGGGGGUUGGGGUCGCUGGCUGUGCCCUGGGACACCAUGUUGGUGGUGAUGAGGAUGUUCUUGGGGCCAAUGAGGGAUGGGUUGAUCAGCACGUUCUGCACGGUCGGGGUGGUCGGGGUGGCUGUGGCACAAAGGGAAUCAUUUAGUGAGAGCUUGGAAAAAGGACAGGUGAUCUUCCCCACUGAAACAACUUCCAAGGCAAUAAAGCAGUGUGCUGGCUGAACAUCCUGGGCUGAACACCCUGGAAUGAUCCCCAGAUGGAAGUGGAGAAGGUGGGGAAAUGCUUGUGGGGUGAGGACAGAGGAGUGAGAGCCCAGAGGUGGAGCCAAGGCACGAGAGACACUGAUGCUCUGUGGCUGUCACUGCUGUGCUGGGAAUGGACACUGGAAGUUACUGGAAUGAGGGAGAGGGGAGGUUACUUCCCACUUGAGGUUGCCCAGAGAAGCUGUGGCUGCCCCAGCCCUGGAAGUGUCCAGGCCAGGUUGGAACAACCUGGGACAGUGAAGGUGUCCCUGCCCAUGGCAGGAGUGGGACUGGAGGAGCUUUAUAUCCUCUGCCAACCCAAAGCACCCUGUGAUUAUCCCUGUGUUCCAAUCCCAAGGCAAUCCCAGCCAUACCUGACUUCCCAGCAGGUUGGGAGGACGGGAUCUGGACGGUGAAGCGCUGCCCGGCCAGAGACACCGGGGCCCCCACCUUGGCUGACACAGACACGGUCUGGGCUGAGGGGGUACCUGGAACCCAACACAGCCCCUCAAAAUCCAUCAAAAUACAUCAACAGACGCUCCUAAAUCUGCUUCCAAAAUGGAACCUGUGGGAAUGCACAGGGACACACCGACACAGAUUCCCAGGCAGAACCACACAUUGACUCCUUUUCCCACAUUUCCUCCAGCCCCACACAGUUCCAGGCUAUAAACACACACUUAUUUCUAAGGGCAUGUGCUCAGCCCUCAAUUCUGUGAACAUUUUAGAAAUGGCUCUUUUUCAGUUCUAUUUAGUUCAGUGUCACACUGACAAUGAGGAAAACCCCUCACACUUCAGUAAAUUUCUUGAAUAGUCUCUUAAAUAAAGAAUUUAUCACAAAUACA